AUGCUCACUCUCCUGUCCGUUCCUCAGAUUGUGUCCAGUUUCAAAGCCACCACGUCUCGUGCAGUGUGUCAGCUGGUCAAGGAGUACGUGGGACACCGGGAUGGGAUAUGGGACCUGGCCGUGACUCGGGUUCAGCCGCUGGUUCUAGGCACAGCUUCAGCCGAUCACUGCUCCAUGCUGUGGAGUAUUGAGACUGGAAAGUGCUUGCUAAAAUAUGCUGGUCACGCUGGAUCAGUCAACUCCAUUAAGUUCCACCCCACAGAGCAGAUGGCGCUUACAGCGUCCGGAGACCAGACGGCACACAUCUGGCGUUACAUGGUACAGCUGCCGCUUCCUCAGCCCCCAGCAGACAUCAGCGCCUCGCUGGACGAUGACGUGGACUUCUCUGAUAAAGAUGAGGCCGAUGGGGAGGCAGAUGGGCCCAAUGAAUGCCCCACUAUCCGUAUCGCCACAACGACCUUGAAGAGCCACCAGGGUGUGGUGAUAGCAGCUGAUUGGCUGGUGGGAGGAAAGCAGGUGGUCACUGCAUCCUGGGAUAGAGCCGCCAACCUCUAUGAUGUAGAAACCUCAGAGCUGGUGCACGCCCUCACAGGUCACGAUCAAGAGUUGACCCACUGCUGUACUCAUCCCACCCAGCGUCUGGUGGUGACCUCAUCCAGGGACACCACCUUCCGUCUGUGGGACUUCAGAGAUCCCUCCAUCCACUCAGUGAAUGUCUUCCAGGGCCACACCGACACCGUGACAUCAGCCGUGUUCACCGUGGGGGACAAUGUGGUGUCAGGAAGUGACGAUCGCACCGUCAAGGUGUGGGACUUGAAGAACAUGAGAUCUCCGAUUGCUACCAUCCGCACAGACUCAGCCGUUAAUAGGAUAAGUGUCUCAGCGAACCAAAGAAUCAUCGCUCUGCCACAUGACAACAGGCAGGUCAGGCUGUUUGACAUGAGCGGGGUCCGUCUGGCCCGUCUCCCACGGAGCAACAGACAGGGCCAUCGGCGCAUGGUGUGCUGCUCUGCCUGGAAUGAGGAGAACCAAGCUUGUAAUCUGUUCACCUGCGGCUUCGACCGCCAGGCUAUCGGCUGGAACAUCAACAUCCCUGCCCUGCUCCAGGAGAAGUGACACGCUCACGGUUCAGUUUUACACACAUACAAGCUUAACACGUCCGUCAGUGCCACACCUGCAGUAGAUUUUAAAAGAACACAUUCACGUUGUGUGUGAUAACAAGACUCUGGUUUUCAUCCCAGUUGGUGUCUGUGGUCGCUGGCCGGCGGUCAUCAUCCCGUCAUGCCUUCUGACGUGUGUGCAAAACUCAAUUUCAUGGAUAUUUUGCAUAUCUAGCCCUGCGCUGUCUGCUCUGAGGUCAUAUAGUGUGGUGAACUUCCUCCCAGUCUUGUUACCCAGUUUUUACAUGUUUGCAUGAUUCAAACGGAGACUCGUCAAUCCUGCGAGACCGGGACAUGGCCUGCUGCUGUUACAUUCAAGUAAUUUUUCACUUUAGUGCUAUUUUUGUUAUGCAAUGUUCUUUGUAAAGAUGACUUUUUAUUUUACGUUAGCAUUUUAGAGUUGUUUUUUUGUAUAGAGUUCUGCUUUGCUUUUUAUAGAGAUGAGAUGUGCAAAAGAAACGUAGAGCGCACUGCCUUUGUGAAUGGAAAUCAGCAAUCACAUUUACGUUUUACCUUGAUGUUCUGAUUGGAACCGCCAUUCGAGCAGCCUGUCAGUAUUGCCGCAUGACAAACCCACCUCUCUUGUCAAAUAUGUGAAGCAAAAUGCUGUAUAAUUGCUGUGUAAUCUUGUUCACCCCAUUGAAAACGACCUUUGUAAGUAUUGAAUGAUUAUGAAGUCCUACGUGUCAUGUUCACUUCCAUUUCAAGGGCUUUCAAGUCGUGUAGAAGUAAAUAUUUGAAUCAACGCAUCUGAAUUCAGAACAAGUUCACAUGUUGUUCAUUACUGUAGUUUUUAUAUGAAAGAGUCGUUUGCGGCAGCAAGUUUUCGAUAUUGUAAUAUUCGUCGGUAAUCAUCGGACCAAAUAUCAAUGCCUUGCUCAGUGUGAUCUGCUGACACUUGAAAGGCUUUCUGAUGUACUUUGGACUUCUUGUGAUGUGUGAACCACUGUGCUUAGCCGUGUCUACAGAAGCCUCGAUUGAAUGACUUUCGACAUUCAUUAAUAAUCCUUAAACGGAAGUGUGUUACAGUUGGUAUCGUUACCGCAUUACUGGGCUUUCACCAGAACUACAUUGGACUGCGCUAGGAGUCUUGGUGGAAAGUGUCAGUUCUUUUCACGUAGACAGUCUGUUAAAUCUGUUAGGUCUAACAAAAAGAUGUUUAUGAUGUGAUGUAUAUUAGUGAUGCCCAUGUUUAAUGGACUGUAUUUGACUUUAGAGGUGAAAUGUACGCCGAGACGCAUAUAAAACAGCUCAUCUUUUAUCCAGCUACAACAGUGCAUAUGACCCAUCAGAACGUCCUUUAAAAAUGAGUCUGAUCUCCAACAUUUUAGUUGUCUUUAACUUGCUAUAAUGUUUUGUAUUGAGCCAUUUCACUUUUUUUUAUUUAAGAGCAACUUAAUUUGCUGUAUUGGAGAAACAUAUGGCAUCAAAUACUAAUAAUAAAGAGAUACAGAAUCAAAAUCAUUCACUGCUGGGCUUUAGAGUAAAGUGAAGAUAUCUUUCAACAAUCACAUCGUUUUGGUUGAAUCUACAAUUGAAUUGUACUAAUGAUAGUGUGUGCGCAUCUAUUUAAAAAAUAAUUU
This is a messenger RNA of Sinocyclocheilus grahami, 2743 nucleotides long. Its product is annotated as WD repeat-containing protein 37. Bases 1 to 1116 code for a protein of 371 amino acids. NCBI's taxonomy places the organism in Eukaryota, Metazoa, Chordata, Actinopteri, Cypriniformes, Cyprinidae. Gene Ontology annotation, molecular function: protein binding. The record is from RefSeq and is a predicted model, not a curated record. The transcript is spliced from 9 exons.